Messenger RNA from Jatropha curcas, 530 nucleotides. NCBI's taxonomy places the organism in Eukaryota, Viridiplantae, Streptophyta, Magnoliopsida, Malpighiales, Euphorbiaceae. The record is from RefSeq and is a predicted model, not a curated record.
GAAGGUCUUGAGAGCUUAUUGAGUAGAUUAUCUAUUAUUUCUGUGCCAACUCUCCAUUUCUUCGAAAAUGGUAAAAAGGCAGCUGAAAUUGUUGGUGCUGACGUUGAACGCUUGAAGGAUACAAUGGAAGAACUCUAUGGGGAGGAUAAAUGAAGAUGAUUUCAAUGGAAUAAUCACGUCAUGAGUUUUUGUGAUUAUUUUCAAGUGAUGGAAUAGUAGUAAGUUUGCUCUCCAUAGGUUUAGCUUUAAGAUUUAUGUGGAUAUGUUGGUUGAUCAUAGCAUACCAUGUGAAAAUAUUUUUGCAAGUCAAAAUCCUUUUUGUCUACCCUCAUCACUGUAUUUUCAGCAAUGCAUAAUUAGUUAAGGCCUUAUAUAUCUUGAAGCCAUGUUAAAGUGAUGCAUGUUGAAAGGGGAACCGAGGCAGAGUAUAUUAGAACUUCUGAUUCUCCUAUUGAAGGGACAAAAAAGCAGCAAAAAGAGACUGAUAUUUCCUGAAUUAUGGUUCGAAAGGUGUUUGGAUUUUGCUGGUU